Molecule: messenger RNA, 864 nt
Organism: Fonsecaea nubica
Lineage: Eukaryota; Fungi; Ascomycota; Eurotiomycetes; Chaetothyriales; Herpotrichiellaceae
Exons: 2
Coding region: 1-864 (287 amino acids)
Biological process (GO): C-terminal protein methylation
Cellular component (GO): membrane; endoplasmic reticulum
Molecular function (GO): protein C-terminal S-isoprenylcysteine carboxyl O-methyltransferase activity
Source: RefSeq, a predicted model, not a curated record
AUGUCGGACUCCUCAGCGCCCAGUUCCCCAGGGAUCAUCCAUGAAUUCCCCAGAGAUCGGAUUCAACAACACAUCAAUGGUAGUACUCGCGCGAACUUGCAGCCCAUGUACAUCCCACCGCAAUACCUGCCGGGAGGCAAACGGGCACUAUCAGGGGUUGCGAUUCGCGCCUUUGGGUUGGGCAUUGCGCUGGGCAUUUCUACAAUCUUGACCGUGGAGCUGGUGUAUUGGGGUUAUGGACUUUGGAGGGCACCAUGUUUUGUUGCAGCACUGGCCCUGUUUCACUACCUCGAAUUUGACAUGACAGCACGAUACAAUCCUCCAGAUGCCUCAAUCUCGUCUUUCCUCUUACUUUCAAACGGUGUUGGGUAUGCGGCUGCCCACUCUUCGGCCAUGCUUGAAUUGCUGGUUCGGUACUGGCUGUAUUCUCAGUACGCCCCAGUCUGGCUGAGUCUGCCAUUCCAGAUCCCAAGGAUAUUUCCGUCAGUUCCAUCCUCAAUAACUGUCGGGUUGGGCGCCACUUUGAUCGUCCUGGGACAACUUGUCAGAAGUGCCGCCAUGCGACAGGCAAAGACAAACUUCAAUCAUGUUGUCCAGUGGACCAAGAGAGCAGACCAUGUCCUGGUGACGGACGGAGUCUAUGCCUUCUCCAGACAUCCAUCCUAUUUCGGAUUCUUCUGGUGGGGGUUGGGAACGCAAGUGCUGCUAGGGAACCGCAUCUGCUUUGUAAUAUAUGCCGUGGUAUUGUGGAAGUUCUUCCAUCAUCGAAUUAUUCAUGAAGAACGGCAUCUGGUUUCUUUCUUUGGUGAAGACUACAUUGAAUACCGCAGACGUGUCCCCGUCCGGAUUCCAUUCAUCCGUUGA